Molecule: messenger RNA, 2317 nt
Organism: Phycodurus eques (leafy seadragon)
Lineage: Eukaryota; Metazoa; Chordata; Actinopteri; Syngnathiformes; Syngnathidae
Gene: foxh1
Product: forkhead box H1
Exons: 3
Coding region: 92-1585 (497 amino acids)
Biological process (GO): regulation of DNA-templated transcription
Molecular function (GO): DNA-binding transcription factor activity; sequence-specific DNA binding
Source: RefSeq, a predicted model, not a curated record
CGCAAGUUAAGGACCGACUCUUUGACCGCCCCCAGCCCACCCCACCCCACCCCUCUCGGUCCGCCUGUCCGAACGCGCAGCAACCAUCAGCAUGACAAAGCACUGGCCGGGGCACAGCCUGAUGGCACCGCCCGCUCUCAGCCACCUCGGAGACCAUCGCCUCGACUCGAGUCGUCCGCCCGGCCACGUAGCGCGGAGCUCCACAGUCCGGCACCGGAGCCAGCGGCGUCCGGCGCAGAUGGUCCCCCAGCACCCGCCACCGAGCUUCUCCGAGCCCGCAGCAGUCCACCCGCAGGAGCACAUCACCGGCGCAUUCAUGGACGCUAAUCCCGUAGCACCGGAGCCGUCGUACGGGAACGCUCACGAGGCCAACCCCAAACGAGAAGCUGAGCGGCGGGAGGCGCCCGCACCGAGAGGCGCUAAGAAGAAGAACUAUCAGCGGUACCCCAAACCGCCGUACUCCUACCUUGCAAUGAUUGCCAUGGUGAUCCAACGCUCGCCGGAGAAGAAGCUGACUUUAUCUGAGAUUCUGAAGGAGAUUAGCACCCUCUUUCCAUUCUUUAAGGGGAACUACAAAGGCUGGAGAGAUUCUGUGCGACACAACCUUUCUUCAUAUGACUGUUUUGUUAAGGUGUUAAAAGAUCCCAGCAAGCCCCAGGGCAAAGGUAACUUCUGGGCUGUGGAGCUGAGCUGCGUUCCUAUGGAACUCUUAAAGAGGCAGAACACUGCUGUGUCUCGCCAGGAUGAGACCAUCUUUGCUCAGGAUCUGGCCCCUUACAUCCUGCAGGGCCACAAGCCAGAAUCCGAGCCAGCGCGGCCCACUGACCCGGUGACAACGUUCCCUCCCAGGAACCUCUCCCCACCCCGAGAGGACUUGUUCCGACCCAAGCUGGACUCAUCCUUCGCUAUUGACUCUUUGCUCCACAGCCUUCGCCCCAACAGCGGCUCUGGGGAUGUGGACAUGGGCUGUUGGGGCGAGACAGCACGCCCCCAGCUAUCGCCCCCUCCGCGACCCCGCUACGCCUCUUCUGCCCGCAGUGUUUCUGCCAGCUCAGCUAGCCCAGCCUCCACCUCCUCGUCUUCCUCUGAGGAAGACUGGAAGGGGGGGUCCCUACAUGGGAAGCGUCUCCCUCCCGAUGGUCAAGCGGGAUCAGACGGUUAUGAGGAAUAUAAAGCUCCACUACAUAAGUCAGCGCGACGGGAUGCUCUUGCACCACCUUGGGAGCUGCCCACCUCCUAUGCCAAAUACGCCCCACCCAAUGCGGUCGCCCCGCCAAGCAUGCGGUUCAACAGUGGACCUCUAAUGCCCCUACAUGGUGGACUUCCUCUUUAUGGCUAUGGGAGCUCUCAUGUGGCGCCGGGUCACUUUCUGAGCCAUGCUUACUGGCCCAUCCUCCCCAGCGGACGGGUUUCCGUCCAACCCCCUCCGCUCAUCAUGGACCUGGACAACAUGCUGCAGUCUGUGCCACCAAAUAAGAGUGUGUUUGACGCACUAAUGCCACCCAAUCAAAACUCACAUCACCAGCCACCCAGUCAGUACACCUUGCAGAAUGGGUCGUCCUUAAACCGGUACCCUCAGUAUUGACUCCUUUAGCUAUUGACUCUUUUAUAAACUGUCACUUUAUUGCAUGCAAACUACAAUGACAUUUCAGGCACAGAGGAACAACUCUGAAACAUGACUUGCAAAAGGUGCAAAAAUAAAGAAACUACCUCUAACUGUACAACUGAGCAUAUCUACCUCAAUCUUACAAGGAAAAUUUGCAUUUUCCCACAUACAGCAUUAUCUUUGCACCUUAGUUGCAUUGUUUUUUUGUUUUUUUUUAUUGGCCAGCUGAAUGUGUUUUGUACUAAAUUUUAUGGCUGAGUGAAAGGAAUUGGGCAGUAAAUGGUGCAUAAAAUAGAACCCAGUGGUGUUACAAACUCAUGAAAUACAUUACUUUUAUCCUGUUUUAAUGGUGCAUCGAAGGCACAAAGGGCACUAGACAGUUACACAGAAUUUUUACAUGCAAAGAUCAAUCAUGCUUAUUGAUUGUACUGUUCCUUUAAAUAUUGCUCAGGUUUAUUUUUUAUUUUUUUUAAAGGAAAUGACCACCACCUCAUUUUUAGUUGUCGACUGUGGACUUUGCACUGUGGGGUUAAUUUGCACUCUUUUGAAGUCGUGAUUGUCUACCGAAAGAAAUUCUUUAUAAAUGUCUACCUGUGUUGACAGCUAAAUAUUUUUGUUUUUAAAAAUAUAUUGUCAUCCUUCCGCCUCGAUUUUGUCUCUGGGGCUAAGCUGUAUAAAGAAUGUCAUGAUGCUGAACAGGGUGUAUAAUAA